AUGGAAGUAAGAGUAUUGAGCAUCCUCCUCCUCCUGGUGGCCUUGACAGCUGUUCAUGGUAGUGGUUCAUAUAUAGUGAAGAAAGUAAUGAAGGUCUCCCCCCAAUACCAGCCCUACUCUGUGAAGAGCCACGUGGUGUCAGUGGCAGGAGAGCCCGGUACCCCAGGUGAGCCCGGCCCAGAGGGCCCACCUGGCCCACCUGGCCCCGCAGGGGAAAGAGCUGUGGGACAGCCCGGACCAGAGGGCCCUGCCGGACCACCAGGACCUGCUGGCUACUCCGCACCUGGCAAAUCUGGCUCCCCGGGUGGUCCUGGUAAGCCUGGUGUUCCUGGUGCAGCUGGCGAGAAAGGAAAGGUGGGGGCAGCUGGACUUCAGGGUCCCAGGGGCAUGCCUGGACCUGCUGGAAGCCCCGGACCUGCUGGGAUCUCUUCCAGCGGCAUACCUGGACCUCACGGUCUGCCCGGAGCAAUGGGACCAAGGGGGGAAACAGGUCUUAAGGGACAUCCAGGUGUGCCUGGUUCGUCAGGAGCUAAAGGGGACAGAGGAGUGGGUAUCCUAGGGGCACAAGGUGAGACAGGGGCUGUGGGACCUAUGGGACCAGCUGGGCAGCCUGGAGCAGUCGGUGUUGGAAAGCCAGGCAAGCCAGGAUUCCCAGGUGAGGCAGGAAAGUCAGGUAGCCCAGGUAGGGAUGGGGCUGCUGGUCCCAUUGGAUUGCCAGGUGCUAAGGGCCACACUGGGGUUCCUGGUGUAGGUCAGCCUGGAAAAUCAGGUGAUAAUGGGGCUCCAGGUAUGCCUGGUUCAUCUGGUCCUAAAGGUCAUCAGGGAUCAACUGGAGCAACUGGUGCUCCUGGUAUCCCAGGAUAUGGAAAGCCAGGAGCAAAUGGACAGAAAGGUGAAAGGGGAGUUGUAGGAAGCACAGGUACAACAGGUCAGAAGGGUGAGCCAGGAGCAUAUGGAUUCACUGGAGCUACUGGUGCUACUGGGCCCAUGGGUCCUGCCAGUCCUCAGGGUGCAAGAGGCUUCCAGGGAGAUACUGGGGAAAUGGGUCCCAAAGGUGACACAGGUGCAAUGGGACCCCAGGGACCAAAGGGAUAUAAGGGAGAUCAGGGAGCACAAGGUUUCCAGGGCAAGCAAGGUUAUACUGGGGCAACAGGGCCAACUGGUGCCAGUGGAGCCACUGGAGCUCCAGGUAACAAAGGUGACACUGGCCACACAGGUUCAACUGGUGCUUCAGGUGUCCCAGGACCUGCCGGGCCCAAAGGUUUCCCAGGGCGCAAUGGUGAGGCAGGUGAGGCUGGAGCUGCCGGUGCCCCAGGUACCAGAGGCCCGGUUGGACCUGCUGGUUCCGCAGGUACACCUGGCCUUAAAGGACACCCAGGUCUCCCUGGCCCAGCUGGACAGGCCGCUAAGGGAAUCGUUGGCCCUCAGGGUCCCCCUGGGCUCCCUGGUAGUGAUGGUCAGGAUGGUGGCCAAGGCCCUGCUGGACCUCCCGGCCCACCUGGUCCUCCCGGCGAGGUGAUUUUCGAGAAGAGCAUAGGCAUGGGUGAGGUCAUGGUGCCUACUCUUGUCAAGGCCCCAAUGUCUGCUUUCUCUGUGUCCCUGGCUAGUCCUUAUCCUCCAUCUGGGGAACCCAUUAAGUUUGACAACGAGGUGUACAAUGCAGAGAAUCACUAUGACACUACCACUGGGAAGUUCACUUGCCAGGUCCCUGGAGUCUACUACUUCUCAUACACCAUUCACGUGAAUGGGGCUCAUGCUCUGGUGGCUCUGUACAAGAACGUCACGCCGGUCAUGUUCAGCUAUGAUGAGUACAACAAGGGCUUCCUGGACCAGAUGUCCGGUAGCACUGUCCUUAUGCUCGAUGUGAAUGAUACAGUCUACCUUCAGAUUCCCGAUGAUGAGGCCAAUGGCAUCUUUGCCGCUGAGAACGUCCACUGCUCUUUCUCUGGGUUCCUUAUCGCUUCAACGUGA
Salvelinus namaycush (lake trout) is the source of this 1971-nucleotide messenger RNA. It is a transcript of the gene col10a1a, whose product is annotated as collagen, type X, alpha 1a. The record is from RefSeq and is a predicted model, not a curated record. Gene Ontology annotation, molecular function: protein binding. The transcript has 2 exons. The coding region runs from base 1 to 1971 and encodes 656 amino acids. NCBI's taxonomy places the organism in Eukaryota, Metazoa, Chordata, Actinopteri, Salmoniformes, Salmonidae.